Molecule: messenger RNA, 1927 nt
Organism: Daldinia loculata
Lineage: Eukaryota; Fungi; Ascomycota; Sordariomycetes; Xylariales; Hypoxylaceae
Product: putative MFS transporter
Exons: 1
Coding region: 155-1672 (505 amino acids)
Biological process (GO): transmembrane transport
Cellular component (GO): membrane
Molecular function (GO): transmembrane transporter activity
Source: RefSeq, a predicted model, not a curated record
GGAAUCUCUUAUUGUAAGGUACCUGGCCUAUGUCUAUAUCUAUAUGAUAAAGGAUAAAGACACCAAGUCAAGGCCCUCUCCGUUGGCCGCCGGUUUUGAGACUUAUUACUCGCUUGUGCACCGGCGUUCCUUAUACACAUGCACGGCCUAGGCAAUGGCUUCGUCUCUAACUCCGUCUCUAACUCCUCCUUUCGAGGAUCAACGGAAGAGCAAUUCCUCUCCGUCAAAAAUUACUAAUGACGGAGAUGUCGUUUCUGAGCGCAACUUCACCGGAGAGGAAGAGGAGGAGGAAGAUGUUAUAGAUACUGUCGCAACUCGCCGAGCUUUAGAACGACGGCUUAGGCUCAAGGUCGACUUGCGACUCUGCACUAUCGCUGGUAUACUCUGUUCGCUCAAUUUACUCGAUUCCGGCGUUAUCAGCUCUGCAUCGGUGACGUCUAUGCCGACGGACUUGGACCUCACGGGUAACCGGUUCAGCGUUAGCAUCUUUAUCUUCACCAUAUCGAGCAUUGCCUUCCAGCUACCUUCGACGCUCGCCGUGCGUACAUUCGGGCCCCGUCUAUGGUUUUCCUUCAUUACUUUCUGUUUUGGCCUAAUUACCAUGUGUACCGCCUUCAUUCAGACUUGGCGACAGAUGAUUGCGCUGCGCGUGCUCCUCGGUAUGUCUAUGAGCGGUAUUUAUCCGGGCUUGACGUAUCUGAUUUCAACGUGGUAUCCGAGGAGAGAGCAGCAGACGCGCUUUGCCUUCUUGCAGACUGGCGAAGUUGUUAUCCUGGCUACAGGCGGCAUCGUCAAUUUCGGCCUUAACCAGCUGGAUGGCAAGGGUGGCAUCGCAGGUUGGCGUUACAUGUUCCUGGUGCAGGGCUUGAUCUCCAUUAUCAUCGGGUUCAUGACGUACUUCUGGAUCGUGGAUUUCCCUGAGGAGGCGCACCGAUCUUUUUGGUUCCUCACACCGGAGGAGCAGGAACUCGCCGUCGCGCGCAUUAAUGCCGACCGUAAAGAUGUCGAGCCGGAUCCAUUUUCGUGGGGCAAGGUCUUCGUACACGCACGCGACCCAAAGGUCUACGGCUUCGCGUGCAUGUUCUUCCUACUGAACCUAGUAUCGACUGCGCUGUCUUACUUUUUGCCUAUCAUCUUGCAGAACGGCAUGGGAUUUGACGAGAACCAAUCCAUCCUUUUAUCUGCGCCGCCUUACUAUUAUGCAGUCAUCCCUGUUCUCCUGUCCUCUAUGAUCGGCGACAGAUUUCGCCUCCGCGGCCCCGUUAUCAUCUUUAAUUGCGUCACUCUGAUCGUCGGGUUCUGCAUGCUUGGCUUUUCUGAACAGGUCACCGUGCGCUACGUCGGGACUUACCUCGCGACCGGCGCGUACGUGAGCAAUUGGGCGGCUCUAAGUGCCUACCAAGCGAAUAACAUUGCCGGUCAGUGGAAGCGCGCAUUCACUGCCGCUGCUGUGACGGCCCUAAACGGUGCGGGCGGUAUCGCGGGAAGUUUCAUCGUCCGGUCUCAGGAGGCACCGCAUUAUCUAACUGCGGUGUGGGUUUCCAUUGGGUCGCACAUCCUGAUCAUUGCCAUAGUGGGCGCUUUCUCGGCCUACUUCUUCUUUGCGAAUAAGCUCGCUUCGCAAGGAAAGAUACUUAUUGAGGGUAUAGAGGGCUUCAAGUACACGUACUGAUCCCACGCUAUAGAUAUAGUAUGAGCGAAGCGCUGUCAUUGGAUACAUGUCUGUUAUCGCGGUGAGCUCUUAUCCCACCGCACAUAGCCUUUGGACGCACGAUUAUAUAAACGACGACGUAACGCUUUACGAAUAAUGUCAAUGCUCAAGUUAGAUCUAAAAAUAAAGUCACAGAAAGGAUUAUUAGACUACCUACCUGGCUUAUCCCUUGCUUCAUAAAUACGUAUGACUUCGGAUUAUAAGUAGUGGUUAGAC